Messenger RNA from Saccostrea cuccullata (small rock oyster), 726 nucleotides. RefSeq lists its product as uncharacterized. The record is from RefSeq and is a predicted model, not a curated record. Bases 208 to 726 code for a protein of 172 amino acids. The transcript is spliced from 2 exons. Lineage: Eukaryota; Metazoa; Mollusca; Bivalvia; Ostreida; Ostreidae.
UGAAACCAGCUGACAUUGUCUUUCUGUUGGAUUCCUCAGGAAGUGAAGGAGUGCGACAUUUUAGGGAACAACUUAACUUUGUCAAAAACUUCGUAAAAGAGUUUGACAUAGGACCCUCCAAUGUACAAAUCAGUGCAGUGUCUUUUGCAACAAGAAUACGUGAAAACUUCAACUUAAAGACAUACCAUACUAAGGCGGACAUUCUUAAUGCCAUCGAUAGAAUUCCAUAUAUGUCCGGUUCCACACACACUGCUGAAGCAAUCACCUACGCGAUUCAGCACAGCUUCACCCCUAUUGGUGGUGACAGGGCCCCCUGUUAGUGACGUCUUGUUCGUUGUGACUGACGGACAGUCCAUUUCACUUUCAGCAACAAGUCAGGCGGCCAACCUAGCCCAUAAAGCUGGUAUUAAAACAUUCGCAAUAGGAAUCGGAAACUUAAUAUCCAUACGGGAACUUUUAAAUAUAGCCUCAGAUUCAAAACACGUGUUUCAUGUUUCCACAUUCGAUGCCCUUCACCUACUUCAGAAUGAGCUAAGAAAUAAAACUUGCGAAGCAUUAUCCCAAAGUAGUUUGAAUUGCUCUAACCAGAUAUCGAACUGUCAAAGCUAUGGUCCUUCUGUUUGCAUUACGUACGCCCAGUGGGGACGAGAUAAAUGUCCGCUGUACUAUGAUUUCUAUUUGACAGAAAGAAGAUUGUCUUUUCAUGGAAAAUUUAAAAGCAGGUGA